This is a messenger RNA of Mobula hypostoma (lesser devil ray), 210 nucleotides long. RefSeq names its product guanine nucleotide-binding protein G(I)/G(S)/G(O) subunit gamma-8-like. Gene Ontology annotation, cellular component: heterotrimeric G-protein complex. Bases 1 to 210 code for a protein of 69 amino acids. The transcript is spliced from 2 exons. NCBI's taxonomy places the organism in Eukaryota, Metazoa, Chordata, Chondrichthyes, Myliobatiformes, Myliobatidae. Gene Ontology annotation, biological process: G protein-coupled receptor signaling pathway. The record is from RefSeq and is a predicted model, not a curated record. Gene Ontology annotation, molecular function: G-protein beta-subunit binding.
AUGCCCAACCAAACGGCCAAGAUCGCCGAAGCCCGGAUGGCGGUGGAGCAGCUGAAGCUGGAGGUCCACAUCGACCGGAUGCAGGUCUCGAAAGCGGCAGCCGAACUUCUCGCCUACUGUGAGGAGCACGCCAAAGACGAUCCUCUGGUCACUCCCGUCCCCAACUCAAGCAAUCCGUUCCGGGACAAGAGCAUGUGUACCGUCCUCUGA